Molecule: messenger RNA, 3768 nt
Organism: Lagenorhynchus albirostris (white-beaked dolphin)
Lineage: Eukaryota; Metazoa; Chordata; Mammalia; Artiodactyla; Delphinidae
Gene: FBXO6
Product: F-box protein 6
Exons: 6
Coding region: 2012-2809 (265 amino acids)
Biological process (GO): SCF-dependent proteasomal ubiquitin-dependent protein catabolic process; glycoprotein catabolic process
Cellular component (GO): cytoplasm; SCF ubiquitin ligase complex; endoplasmic reticulum quality control compartment
Molecular function (GO): ubiquitin protein ligase activity; protein binding
Source: RefSeq, a predicted model, not a curated record
CUCUCCUUCACUGACGAAUCCCCUCACCACUGCCUGACCCUUACUGGUCACCCUUUGACUCCGUGUAAUAAUUUAGAGGAGACUCCUCUAACCAAUGCAGAUUUUUCAUGGUUUACUGAUGGUUCUUAUUUAAAGGGAGAAAGUGGUAAAGAUUGUGCUGGGUAUGCCAUUGCAACUCCUUUUGAUAUUGUUGAAGCAGCGCCUUUACCUACAGCUUAAUUAUGCAACAGGCUGAAUUAUAUGCCCUCACUGAGGUUUGUAGUUUAGCCAAGGGCAAAACUGCAAACAUUUAUACUGAUAGUCAGUAUUCCUUUGGAGCAACCCAUGACUUUGGAAUAACAUGGAAACAAGGUUUCCCUACCUCUAAUGGGGAAAAGAUUAAAAAUGGCUCUUAUAUGCAAAAUCAGUUAGGCGCUAUACUCUUGACAGCUGCCUUGACUAUUAUUAAGAUCCCUGGGCAUUCCAGGCUUGAGUCCCUAUAGGCUGAAAGAAACCACCUUGCUGAUAUUUCUGCCCCAAAUGCUGCUCUCGAAGGAACCAAUGACCAAACUUCCGGUGUGAUCCAAAAGGAUGCUCCCCAAGAUAACCAUCUAGAAAUGCCCAAUGCCCCAGAAAAGGAAAAACAGUAUUGGGGAUCUAGGAACUGCUGGUUCAGUAGAAAGAGAAAACUCUGGUUUGGGCCAAAUAACAAACUGGUCCUCCCAGAAAUUCUGAUUCCCACACCUCAGCACUGUACAUGCAUUGAACUCUUGGUCCAGUGACAAAAUGAUAGCAUUCAUGAAUGAAUGUUGGUGGGGAAAUAUUAAUAAGGCCACAAAAAGUACCUCCCUUCUUGUCCCACCUGUUCAAAAUACAAUCCAGGGAAACCUGUUUGCACUGUUCCCAGACACUUUGAAUUGCGUAAUGGGCCAUUCAAAGUUUGGUAGAUGUAGAGGGGAAAGCGGGGGAGGGAUAAAUCAGUAGAUUGGAAUUGACAUAUAUAGACUACUCUGUAUAAAAUAGGUAACUAAUAGGGACCUGUUGUAUAGCACAGGGAACUCCACUCAAUACUCUGUAAUGACCUAUAUGGGAAAGAAUCUAAAAAAGAGUGGAUAUACAUGUAUGUAUAAUUGAUUCACUUUGCUGUACACCUGAUACUAACGCAACAUUGUAAAUCAACUAUAUUCCAAUUAAAAUAAAAGUUUGGUAGAUGGAUUUCACAUAGCUGUCCCAAUCUCAUGGAUAUAAAUAUAUUUUAUUACAUGGUCUGUAUGUUUUCUCAUUGGAUUGAAGCCCUCCCUUGCAGACAGGCCACUGCUUCUUCUGUGGCUACAAUUUUGAUAGAAAAGAUUAUCCCUACCUGGGGAACCCUUCUUGAACUUCACAGUGAUCAAGGAACCCAUUUUACUGGUCAGGUGCUUCGACAAGUUUGUGCUCUUUAACUGGUUUUACAGCAUUUUCACUGUACUUUCUAUCCUCAAUCCUCAGUUAGUGGAACGUUCUAAUGGCAAUAUUAAGACCUAGUGGGCAAAAUUCAUAGAGACCCGCCCCCAAAAAAGCAUUGCCAUCGGUCCUUCUAAAUCUCAGAUCCACCCCUUUCAGAACUCAAACUCUCACCCUUUGAGGUAGUCACAGGACACCCAAUGUUCCUUGCCCCACCCACUUUUGACCCACAGCUGAUGAAAGGAGAUAUAUUUCAAUAUUGUAAAGGCCUGAUUGCGUCUAUUAAAAAUAACAAUGCUUGGUAGAGCAAUCUUCUUCAUAGUGCGCUCUUGGGAGACGAAGACCUUAAGCAUCACACCUUUCAACCUGGAGAUUUCGUGUACUGGAAAAGACACCUCGAGAAGGACUCUCUUCAACCUCACUGGAAAGGCCCCAUCAGGUACUGCUAACCUACCCUUGUGCCUCCAAACUUCAGAGAACAGACUCUUGGAUUCAUGUGACACAUCUAAGAAAGCACCAGACCCUACCUGGACCUGCACACCGUCUGGUGACCUGAAGGCCUGUGCAUGCUUCUCACCCCCCCACGGCCAUGGCCCUGGUCAGCAUCAACCAGCUGCCCGAGAGCAUCCUGCUGGAGGUGUUCACGCACCUGCCCGCUCGCCAGCUGCUGCUGAACUGCCGCCCUGUCUGCAGCCUCUGGCGCGACCUCAUCGACCUUGUGACCCUCUGGAAGCGCAAAUGCCUGCAUGAGGGCUACGUCACUGAGGACUGGGACCAGUCCGUGGCUGACUGGAAGGUCUUCUACUUUCUGUGCAACCUCCGCAGGAACCUCCUGCGCAACCCGUGUGCCGAAGAGGAUAUGAGAUCCUGGAAAAUCGACUCCAACGGAGGGGACCAGUGGAAGGUGGAGAGCCUCCCCGGGGCGCAUGGCACAGACUUCCCUGACCCCAAAGUCAAGAAGUACUUUGCCACGUCCUAUGAGAUGUGUCUCAAGUCGCAGCUGAUAGACCUCAAAGCCGAGGGCUACUGGGAGGAGCUACUGGACAAGUUCCGGCCGGACAUCGUGGUUAAGGACUGGUUCGCCGCCAGAGCGGACUGUGGCUGCACCUACCACAUCCGAGUACAGCUGGCCUCGGCCGACUACAUCGUCCUGGCCUCCUUCGAGCCCCCGCCCAUGACCGUCCAUCAGUGGAACGAUGCCAGGUGGACAGAGGUCUCCCACACCUUCUCGGAUUACCCUCCAGGUGUCCGCCACAUCCUCUUCCAGCACGGGGGCAAGGACACCCAGUUCUGGGCAGGCUGGUACGGUCCCCGCGUCACCAACAGCAGCAUCGUCAUCAGCCACAGGGUGACCAGGAGCCCGGCCCCCUCCGUGGCUCCGCGCUAGACCAUGCAGGGGCCAGAAGAGGUGGCCCGCCUGCCCUCCCCCCUCCCCCUCCACAGGCCCUCCUGACAGCCUGUCCUCCGACAGCCAUUCAUCCGUCUUCGAUUCAUCCGUCUUCCAUCUGGGCCAGCCGAUUGCCAAAGGUCCCCUCCAGGCAAGGCAUGAGCCUGUAGGGGGCAGCGAGGCCCCCUGCCCCAGUUCCCACCUGGGGCAAACCCACCAUUCUGUGAACUUAAUUAUCACGUAGCUCUGACAGACAUUUUGUUGUAAUAAAUGUUUUCAGUAAAACCAGCCUGGGGUCGGGUCUAGGGGUCGGGGUACAAGGUCCUCGGCACUUUGGUAGAGAAGCAGCCUCCCUCCCCUCCAGGGAGUGACAGCCCAGCUCAGCCCUGGGGGCUCUUUAUUGAAACAACUCACAGCACAGUAUUUGAGGCAGCGCUGGCCAGCGGAAUCCCAGGAGGCUGAGAAAUUGAGGUCCCAGCACCUGUCCCUGCCCUCCUGGGGAGGAUUCCUCCAUGAAGGCAACCAAGCCUGAGCAGCCCCGGGCUGGAGGGUGGGUGGUCCAUACAUAGAGGCAAUAAGAGCACUUGGAAUCAGAGUGACCCUGCAGCACUGCCCUAGGCUGGGCCCCCAAAGUCCGACAGUUGUGGCAUCCACGGUGGGCAGGCACACCCUCAGCUGCUUUUAUGAGCUCGCUCUUCCACGUAGAGCUGCAUCUGAUGGACAGGAACGAACACCAUGGUCAGGUGGACAGCCAGGGCAGCUACUCUGGAGAACCCACGGGGUCUCCGACAAGGGUGGGCUCUGUGGCCCCAGCCAGGGUUUAAGGGAAAGAGGGAGUUGGGAGCAUAAAGCCAGGCAUGCCCUGGUCAUCUCCCCCGAGCCUUGAUCCAGAAGCCGCCUGCCAGGGCCUCAGCACACCCUAAAUAAAGCACACUCAGGCCCAAGCAGCUUACCUUUAA